This is a messenger RNA of Podarcis lilfordi (Lilford's wall lizard), 3709 nucleotides long. The record is from the annotation of a GenBank genome assembly. Lineage: Eukaryota; Metazoa; Chordata; Lepidosauria; Squamata; Lacertidae.
AUGUGGCCUUUCGGUAAGUGUGGAAGGAUCCCAAGAUUUACCUUUUACCUGCAUUCUUUGUCCUUUUUUUGUAAUCAGUCAGCUUCUGAGAUGCUCUGUGUUCUCUGUGCUUUAGUCCAGAACUUUUUUUCAGCUGGACCCCUCUCAGGUAGAUACCACUGCCAUUAUAAGAGAACGAGGAAGGCAUUCAUGGUGAUUUCCAGCACAACCUUUUCCAGAAAAUUAGCACUGCUUUAGUCCAUAAUCUGGCUCUUGAGUCACUGUGUAUAAAAUGAAGCUCAGUGCUUCCCAUUCAUGAUAAGGGCAAAUAUAGCAAUGGUUAUAACUUUUCCUUCUUUUGCUCAGAGUGGAUGCAAUUUGGAGGGGCAAGAGCCCCACUAGAGGGGCAAGAGCCCCAUUAGGACUUCCAAGGUGUUGGGAUCCAGAGGUUUGCUUGCAGGACACCUUUGAAAAGUCUAUAAGCUUUUCCUUCUCUCCCAAUUUCGAAAUGGCAGCUGCAGUAGUUUGGGCAGCUGCAAUAGGCGGUACCAUUUUCCGGCUGGGGAAAAGAGGGUGGUGCAAAAGGAGCAUAAUGUCGCGAUUCCUCGCGGUGCUUUUAGCAGAAACGCUCAGAGUCCCAGGGUUUUCCAGUGCAGUCUUUUUAAUGUGAGCUAUAUACAGGUAUUUACAAAAACAGUCCAUACAGAGUACCUGCUCCUUAAGGCAAAUGAAUACUCUCCACCACAGCACCACCACCACAGCACAACCACCACAACCACAGUUACUGUUGAACAGGCUUUCCUUUUUAAAACAGGUGAUAGCCAAUCACAUUAAUCACACUCCUGCUGAGUCACUCUGACCCAGCACUUCACAGAGUAUUGCAUCAUCCUGUUGAAGCCUGCAGACUUACUCAGUAUCCUGCGAAUCCCAACACAUAAAUCUCCAGGAAAGAUGGUGGUGGAGACAAUAUCCUCAGCAUUAACCAUCUCACCCCAAGGGUAAUUGGUGGGGCUGGUUCCUUUUUCCACUCCUAGAUUUUUUCCAAUAUACAAUGCAGAUCUCUACGUUGAAUUGCAUACGGGAAGACAUAGAUCUAUAUGAUAAACAAAGAUUGCUUAACAACCCCUUCCAAAAUCUGUGGGAAACAAUUCACUAUGAUUAAAUGCUGGAUUUUCCCGUCAGAUAUGCUUUUUUGACAUCUGGAGCCACUGAGAAGUAUCAGAAAUCUCUCAUCCUUCCCUGGAUGCGUUGUUAACUGUUCCCAUAGACCAGGGGUCCUCAAACUACGGUCCGUGGGUUGGAUCUGGUCCGCCAGGCUUAUAAAUCCAGCCCGCUGGCCAAAACGCCGCACCGGGUUUACCUCAGCAUGCGGGGACUGACUGAGCGAAACGCUGCUGACUGACUGAAACACCACACUGGGUUUACCUCAGUGGGCGGGAACUGACUGAGUGGGCAGCGAGGCUUCCGACUGGCCGCAGGAAGCAUGGCAAGGUAAACCCAGCGUGGUGCGGCAAUUCCGUUGAAAAGAACGAACGCAUGUGCUUAGUCCCUUUGGCCCGUUGCCUUUUACACAUGCAUGCACACCCACCACUGAGGUGUGGUCAGGACGUGGAAGUGGGCGGGGCCUUUUGGAAUUUUGGCACAAGAGUACAAACUGGGCAUUGAGGGGAUUCAUGCAUGAGCACUGGGCAGGACACACACCUGAGUGAAAGGAGCAAAGAAAAAAUGGGGGUGCUGCAUCCGGGAACUCUCGGACGGAUGGAACAAAGCAAUUCGCUCUCACACAGGUACACAUGAGCCCUUGUUCUCUGGGGCUCCAUGGAAAUUUAAAAUAAAAAGAGAAAGGGUGGAGAGAGGUAAUGCACCGGCGCUUUUGUGUUUCCUCACUGGCAGCAGCAGCAGGGGGGCGGAUGUGGCACUGAUAUCACCAACUUCCGGGCAGGGGGAAAGGAUGCCCUCCCUCCCCUCCCCAUGAGGUGAAUUUUGGGGAAGCGUGAGCCUGGCAGAGGCGGUGAGGGUGGGAACAGGGCCCUCACAUUGUAUAUUGAUUUCUAUCCCACCAUUUCUCCUGACAGUGUCUCUACAUGACAAACUGAGGAACAGGAAGAAACAUGGCGAAGCAUGGAGGGAAGAAGGCAAGUAAAAACAUGGAUAGAGCCGUGUUUCUGGUAGGCCUGGGGAAAAGGAAGCUGAGGCAGGGGUGGGGGUCAGAAGGGGCUUAUUCUAGUCAUACUUGCAAGAGGCACCUGGCUGGGGAGGGAGGGAGAUUGUGCCCAAGGCUAAGUGGAAAGUGUGAGGUUGGGGGGGAUUUAUUUGCGUGCGUCCUGGGAGGGUCGGAGGCAGCAGGACUUCUGAAUGCUGGUUGAUGGGAAUCGGAAGGUGCUCGAAUCCUGCUCACGGGGGUUUCCCACAGGCAUUGGGUGGCCACUGGGAAGACAGGAUGCUGGAUUAGAUGGGCCAUUGGCCUGAUCCAGCAGGGCUCAUCUGGUGUUCCUAUGAGGAACAGGAUAAGAGGGCUGACAAUGAUGAGAAUGAUGGAGCUGGAGGGGCGAGGAUGACUCUUCCGCGGCUGACAUUAAGUUAAGCCCAGUUGUGCUCUUCUUUUAGUGGUGGUGUUGGUGAUGCUUUGUUAAAAAAAAAAAAAUCACAAGAAGACAAAUUCCUGGAGGGGUUUUCUAGUCGUCUGUCAUUUUAAUCCUAUCCUUUUCUCAAGGAGUUCAGGGUGCAUAGCUCUUCUUCUUUCUUCUCUCCAUUCUGUUUUAUUCUUGCCACAGCCCUGUAAGAGAGUUCAGGCUCAAAGACUGGCUUGAGAUCACCCUGUGAACUUCAUGUGUGGAUUUGAGCCUGCCUCUUAAGUCAGAUGUAAUGUGAACACUACAUAGGCUUCUGGUAGCUAAAUGGAACUUUAGAAUUUUUAGAGGCAGUGUACCUGUGCGUACCAUGUGUUUCUAGAGACAAACAGGAAAUGGCCAUCACCUCUCAUGACAAGGUUGUGACCCUCUAAGGCAGGGGUCCUUAAACUACAGGCCCACCGGGUUUAUCUCAGCAGCCCCCAACAGUGUCUGAGGGACAGUGAACCGGCCCCCUGUUUAAAAAGUUUGAGGACCCCUGCCAUAGACCUUCCCACCACUGCCAUGGUAAACAUUGGUGUAAAAUAUUGCCCAUGCAAAUUUCAGUGAUUUCAGAUAUUGGUACAUGAAUUGGCACAGUAGUAAACACCAGUUCCAUGCCCUUUGGUUUAUUUGAUGGGGCAAAACAUCCCAUUUGCCACUUUAUCCUUCUUACUUGGAUAUGCUACGGAUUGAAGCUUCAUACGAAACAUUUUCGUGACCUACAGCUGAGUUAUCAAUGCACUCUCAGUUGUGCAAUGCUGAAUUUUCCUUGCUUUAUCACAUCUAUACAAUGGAAGCAAGUGUCCCCUACUGUUUUGAUGAUAAAAAGGGUUGUAUGGAAUGUGUUUUGAAACAUAAGUAACUAUAUGAAGUAUAAAUGGCAAUCAGGGAACAGAAACAUUAAUGCUUGUACUCAUUUUCUGUUCCAAUUGAUGCUACCCACUACCCUCAUAGAUAAGAAACCUGUAUGGAGACUGACCUACUGCGCUGAAAAUCAUGAAAUGUGUGGCAUUGGCUAUGAGGUGACAUCUGUUAGCAAUGAAAAUGAGAAGUUUGUGGUGAGUAAUAUCUGCUGCGGUAAUUUUGAUUUCUGCAACAGGGACAUGAAGGCCAUCUGA